AUGAGGCAGGAGGUUAGUUAUGGUCUCUCAGGUGCCAAAAUCAGCAAAAACACUGCCAACCAAAGUUUGUAUCACGUUAAACUGACUGACAGCGCGAUCCAGAUGCUGGAAACCUUUCAGAACCUGAAGACAUCACUAUCAAAUCAGCCAACAAUUUGCUUCAAGGAGAACCAGGUGUACAUGAAGAUUCCAGCCCCGACCCCGGAUGCCCCUGAUGCCACAAGAAUCAUCAGGUUCAACUUGUCCAGUGGUGGCAGUGAGAACCCACAGUCCAGCUUAGAGUGCAUUCAGCAGUACGUCUCAGGGGACGACAGCGAACACCUGGAGAGCAAGGGCCACAUUCAGGGCAAGAUGACAAUGUGUGGCACAGAACAGUCCUUCCAGACUAUGCGGGAAAACCUGACUCAGAUGGAGAACGCCAGCCAUAAACACUCAGCAAUUGAGAUUGAGCGGAGGCCAAUUAAGUUUAGAAAAGUCCAGAGGAAGCAGAGUCUAAAGCCAGGCUCACACAGCAGCAGCAGCAGCAGCAGCAGCAAGAGGAGUCAGGUUCUCAGCCCUGUGGCUCGCUGGCCCUUGAGGGAUUGGAUUAUUCAUCGGCUCGCUUUAAGGCCACACAAGAAACCUGAUCUGCUGCUGUGGUUGGAGAGAGAGCGAGUUGGUUCAGAGGACAUGGCUGAGCUGACCUCAGUGUUGGAGGAGGAAACGCCCAUCAAACUCAGACCCGUCCAACGAUCUGGACCUGAAAAAACAGAGGACAUCGGUCCAGCCUGUGCCUCCACAGGUGCCCUGUCCAGAUGUGGGACUUCUGGAAGCCCCCACAGCUCAGCCCUGUCCUCUGCAGACCUCCACAAAGGCCACACGGGAGAGAACGUUACAGCGACUGUCACCUCAGCAACUCCACUCCCCGACUAUGCUGACAAAUAUGGCAUCAUCACAACUCUGGAGCAGCGGCAGAUGUAUGAAGAGGAGUUUGAUGCCGAGUAUCAUGAAUACCAAGUUAUUCAUGACUGGAUCGCCGCUGCCACAGAGAAGUUUGUUCAGCUGAGCUCUGAACUGGACGCGCUGCCUCCUGGGACAGAAGCUUAUCAGCGAAUGCAGGACCAUGUACUGGAGAAGUACAGAAUCUAUCAGCAAUGGUUUCCUGGAUAUCAGGAAGACAAGAGGAAAUACGUGUAUCUUCACCAUAAACUGGUGCAUUUGAAAGACAGGAUAACAACCUAUGACCAAGCGCAGGAGACCAGGAUCCAGGCAAGUCCCCACAGAGACGUGUCGAGCAGAGAGCCAGUACCAGGGUUCAGGUCUGCACAGGGGCAGUGCCGGAGUGGUUCUGGACAUGAGGAGAAGACAGACUGUGUAACUGUAGUAACAGGAGACAAGUUGGUUUUACCUGAGCAUAAGCUGCAGGGCGCUUCAGCGUCUGAGCGCACAGCUGGAGACGUGUUCAAGGUUGCAGUGAAGCUGUCAGGAAUAAAUCCUCUGAUCUCCGUCUGGCGCGUGGCUGAGGAAAGAAGGCUGGCAGAACAGUUUGUUAGCCACAGCACAAACUGUCAUGGAAGUCACAGUAGCAUCUGGCAAAGGAUGAACUAA
Messenger RNA from Thalassophryne amazonica, 1587 nucleotides. RefSeq names its product RNA polymerase II elongation factor ELL-like. The record is from RefSeq and is a predicted model, not a curated record. Gene Ontology annotation, cellular component: transcription elongation factor complex. The transcript is spliced from 11 exons. Lineage: Eukaryota; Metazoa; Chordata; Actinopteri; Batrachoidiformes; Batrachoididae. Bases 1 to 1587 code for a protein of 528 amino acids. Gene Ontology annotation, biological process: positive regulation of transcription elongation by RNA polymerase II; transcription elongation by RNA polymerase II; snRNA transcription by RNA polymerase II. Gene Ontology annotation, molecular function: cis-regulatory region sequence-specific DNA binding.